Colletotrichum higginsianum IMI 349063 is the source of this 1383-nucleotide messenger RNA. Its product is annotated as Integral membrane protein. The coding region runs from base 1 to 1383 and encodes 460 amino acids. The record is from RefSeq and is a predicted model, not a curated record. The transcript has 6 exons. Lineage: Eukaryota; Fungi; Ascomycota; Sordariomycetes; Glomerellales; Glomerellaceae.
AUGGAGCCAGAAAUAUCACCAGCGGAAGAUGACGCGCCCAUGUCGACCUCGGAGGCCUUGUCCGUGGACCCGAACGAGACGCGGCAGCCUCUCAUUAUUGGCGUGACGCUGACGGCGCUGCUUCUGUCGACCAUCGCGACAUUGCUGAGAGUCUAUGUCCGCGCCUUGCGGUUGAGGAGCUGGGGCUGGGAUGAUUCGGCGUUGUUGGCAUCAUAUACCCUUGUCCUUACAGUGGGCAUACUGAUGCUCGUCAAUACCGAAUUCGGUGACGGGCUGCACCAAGCAACGCUCCCGCGAGAAAAGUUCUUCAGGUCUCAAGAGAUCUCCAUCGCAGCUGUCGCGGUUUACCAGGCCACAACGGGCGCUGACAUCCCCAAAAAGGCUUUCCCUUUGAUCAAGGCCGCGUUCCUGCUACAGUACCGACGAGUGUUCCCGUUACCUGCCUUCCAGAAACUUUGCGACGUCUUCCUUCUCUUCAUCAUCGCCUUCGGGAUCUCGCAGGUGGUGUCGAUAUGUCUCGCCUGUAUACCCCUGCGGAGCCUCUGGGACCUCACCGUUCCCGGACGAUGCAUCACCCUCCUGGACUGGUGGCUCAUCGGGUCCUCUAUCAGCCUGGUGACCGAUGUGGCCAUCUUCGUGAUGCCCAUACCGUUGUUACGGACCGUGCCGCUGCCGUUGAAACAGAAGAUCGUGUUGAUGGCCACGUUUGGCCUCGGGUUCUUCACCUGCGCAAUAUCCGUUGUGCGCAUCACGACGCUCAAGCAGGCGUCGACAUCGGACGACAGAACGUACGACAGUGUUAUCGCCGGAAUAUGGUCAAUAACUGAGCUGAGCUGUGCAAUCAUCUGUGUGUGUGUUCCAACACUGCGUCCUCUGAUCGGCGGACAGAAGACGAGGGUUAGGCCACCGACAUGGCUUCGACCGAACAUCGACCAGAGCUCCGACACGGAGCUCCAUACCCAGUCAGGCGGGAGCAUCUCAAGUCAAAAGAGACAGCCGCGAGUCAUUUCGAUACCACAGAAGAGAGAGGAACAGGAUGGCCCGGAGACGGUGGGAAGCUUUAGCCCUAGACCUCGGCCCCGACCUCGGAUAGACCUGAGCGACGUCCCGGGUCUGCUACCUCCCCCCGCGGUGAGCGUGGCGCACUACGACGGCUCUCCGUUUGAUGACUCGCCGGGGAAGGACACGAUGGUGCCCUUGGCAAGGAUCGAUACGGAGGAGGGCGUCGAGUUCUUGAAUAUCGACGGGCCGGAGGCGGAGCUGCCGACGCCGCUCAAGCCUCCACCUAGGCGGCACACCGACAGGACACCCACCCCGGACGACGACGGAUACUUCAGUGCGGUCGUUUGGGAUGCGUCGGGUCACCCAAGACUGGCGGGCUGA